Papaver somniferum (opium poppy) is the source of this 5509-nucleotide messenger RNA. RefSeq lists its product as uncharacterized. Gene Ontology annotation, biological process: protein phosphorylation. The transcript has 14 exons. The coding region runs from base 369 to 3365 and encodes 998 amino acids. NCBI's taxonomy places the organism in Eukaryota, Viridiplantae, Streptophyta, Magnoliopsida, Ranunculales, Papaveraceae. The record is from RefSeq and is a predicted model, not a curated record. Gene Ontology annotation, molecular function: protein kinase activity; ATP binding.
UUUAAACGGAGUCGUGUUCGGAUUAAAAUGCCUACCUUUCGUUUUUAAUUUCAAAGUUUUCUCUUUGUCAUCUGAGAAGCAAUAAAAAAUGGUGAACUUGAUAAUCCAAUCAAUCUUCAACCUCAAGUUGGUUUUGAUUAUGCUAACUUUCCUUUUUAUGUCAAGUUCUGAUUUCCUUUCUCAUUACAAAAGUUAGGGUUUACUGUUUCUUUCUUUUUGGGGUUCUUGUUCUUCAAUGUGCAUCACUAAUGUAUACAUUUUUGAUGUUCAAUGUAGAUUAAAUGUGGGAAACUCUGAAGAGGAGUAAUCCCAAAAGAAAGAUGUCUAGGGGAACUACUGAUCUUGGGUUCAGCUGAAAUAAGUAAAAUAUGGUCAAUAUUAUUGGAGCUGAUCGAUUUAACGAACAUCAGCAGUAUGAAAGUGGAUAUUUCACUCUGAAACUCAUCAAAGCUGCUACUCAAAAUUUCAAUCCGGCAAAUAGGAUUUGUCAUUGGAAAAGACUUUACAAGGGAGUUCUUCCAGAUGGGAUGAAAAUUACAGUGAAACAAUUAGAUGAGCGUGAAGAUUAUGUAUUCAAAAACGAAGUGAAGUUUUUAUCAACACUCAGACACCCAAAUAUUGUUAGAUUGCUCGGACAGUGUACGGAGAACAAACAACGGUUACUGGUAUAUGAGUACAUGGAAAACGGCUCCUUGAGUAACGCAUUAUCCGGUGGUAAUGAAAAUUUGAGAAAGAGGCUCAAUUGGCACACCAAAAUGAGGAUAUGCCUUGGAAUAGCAAAUGGUCUUGCAUUCCUACAUCACAAGGAUGAUUCAAAAGCCAUAAUUGUUCACAGAGAUAUUCAGCAUCGAAGUAUCUUUCUUGAUAAAUUUCUUGAUCCCAAGAUAUCUUAUUUCGGUUUAACGAAGCAUUUUGGAGCAGAUGGCACGCACUGCACCACUUCAGUCGGGGGAGCAUAUGCAAUAGGAUAUGAUGCCCCGGAGUAUUUGACUAGAGGUUUAAUUACAGAAAAGGCUGACGUAUUCAGCUUUGGAGUUUCCAUACUUGUACUUUCAACAGAAAAGAAAUCUUUUGAUUUGAAAAGACUCGCCAACGAUGAGGAUCUAUUACUUGUAGACCUGGCCAAGGAUUUACAUCAGAAGGGAGGGCUUCUGUCGCUGAUUGAUGAAGACUUGGCGUCCAGCAAUUCAGUGAAAGAAGCAACCAUGUUGUUGGAAUUGGCAAUGUUAUGUACUAACGAAUCGCCAGAGUUGAGGCCUUCCAUGUCAGAAGUAGUGAGCAUUCUUGAAGGAAACACUACAACAAAGACCCCUCCAGUUGAUCCACUCUAUAUGACAACAAUCAGUUAUGAGGAGGUCAUGUCUGAAAUUGAAAGUGCGAGGAGCAGUUCAUCACAUACAAAGCUGAAGCGUGAUGGGUUUCUUUAUAACCCUAACGAUGAAUGGGAUGGUAAGGGUGGUGAUGGAACUUUACCGUAUCAAGUUGCAUCAAAGGUAAAGGAAGACAACACUCUUCCUGAAGUUCAUAAUGAUGUUGUAUCUGAUUUAAAGGCAUUUUUAAGUGAAGGAGGAGAAGAGAAUGAUAAAGUUGAGUAUGCUAUACCGUCUGUAGAAACACAUGAGCCAUAUGAAACCGCAACUUUUAGUUUAAGGUAUAUUGAGGUUGCGACCAGAAAUUUCAGCCCAGCAAAUAAGAUUGGUCAAGGUUCUUCUGGUUCAGUUUACAAGGGUAUGGUUCCUAAUGGAAGGAUGAUUGCAGUGAAGCAACUGUCCCUGGAAUCUGACCAAGGAAAAGUAGAGUUUUUAAAUGAAGUAAACACUAUAUCUACCUUGAGCCACCCAAAUAUUAUUAGAUUGUUGGGACAUUGUGCAGAAAACGACCAACACUUACUAGUAUACGAAUACAUGGAAAAUGGAUGUCUGAAUAAAGUUUUAUUUGAUUCAGUGAAUUUGAAGAACAAGCUUAGUUGGCCAGCAAGACUUAGAAUUUGCACAGGAAUAGCAAAGGGUCUUGCAUAUCUGCAUUCUGACAACUCCAAAGUGAAGAUUGUUCACAGGGAUAUUAAACUUUCAAAUAUCUUGCUUGAUAAAGAUCUUAAUCCCAGGAUAUCAGAUUUUGGGUUAAUCAUGCAUUACAACAGAGAAAUCUCACAUAUUAAGACUGGUCUUGCAGGAACAGUAGGAUAUAUGGCCCCUGAAUAUGUAAUGCAUGGAACAUUAACUGAGAAAAUAGCUGUAUACAGCUUUGGAAUAGUCACGCUCGAACUCAUGACUGGAAAAAAUAGAAUUCAAUGGAAGACAAAGCAUGAAAGCAUUUCUCUUCUAGAUCUGGCCUGUGAUUUACAAAAAAAGGGAGAUCUUCUAGGGCUAUUUGAUCAAGACGUGAGGAUGAACAUUCCGGUGGGAGAAGCGAAAAUGGUGUUAAAUUUGGCAGUCUUAUGUGCUAGUUAUGAUCCGAAGUCAAGGCCUGCUAUGUCAGAUGUAGUGGACAUUCUGGAAGGAACAUUGACAUGGGUGAAGACACUUUUGUGCAACUCAAACGACACAACAAGAAUGGGCUCUACAAAAAACAUUGAUGACAUAUCAAGCCACAACUCGAGCAGUACCGCAAUGCACUAUGGCAAGGAUGUUUCCUCAAAUGAUGUGUUCGACUGUAAUGAUGGGGUAGCUACAGGUACUUCCUCUAAUGGUGUAUCAGAAGUGGAUGAAUUCGAGAAAGAUAAUGGAUUCCAUGGUGAUUUAAUUUCCAAUGUAAACGUUUCCGUUGGUGAAGUUUGGAAGAGUGAUAUGCCAUUAACCCAAGUGACUAUUACCUCAGCAGAGCCAAUGGGAUUGAAUGUCAAGCCGCAAGCUUCUUCUAUUUCCAAGUACACAUAUAACCAAAAGGGAGUACACAGCAAGCUUGAGUUUUCUGAACCCUCCUUUGAAGAAGGAAAACUCCAUAUUGAAUUUUCUGCUGACGAGUUCAGAGCCGUAUGUGAUGAAUGGGAGAAUUGCUUAGUAGGCUUUUUCGUGGGUGAAGAUGUCCCGUUCAACAUGGACCUAAAAUUUGUUAAAAAUAUCUGGGAAGUGAAAGGAGAUUUUUCUGUGUUCACUAUAGAAAAUGGAUACUUUGUAUUUCAGUUCAGUUGUGUUGAAGAAAAGAUGAGAGUUCUAGAAUCAGCAGACCUCUGGCGAAUAAGACAAAGGCAAUUGAUUCUGAAAGAGUGGGAUUGGAAGUUGAUGGUGAGUGAAAGAAUUGGUAUGGAAUCUCUCCCGAUUUGGGUAAAGAUUUACAACUUACCCCUCUUCUUUUGGACUCCUGCUGUUCUCAGUAAGGUUGGGAGUGGACUAGGGACUCCUCUGUAUGCUUUGUAUAGAAUUUGAUGCUAAUAAGCCAUUGCCAGAUUCUUUGCGAAUUCUAGUGAAAGGAAUGGAGUAUCAUCUGAACUUGGAAUAUGACUGGAGACCCUUAAGGUGUGAAAACUGCUGCACUUUCGGUCACAUAGCUUGUAAGCCGAAGAUGAAGGCUAAGAAACAAAACUAGGUUCAAACUUGUUGCUUGAACUCAUUGUUGGAAAACUAAGAUGAGCCCAGGAAGGUUUUGAGCAGCUUUUCUAAUUUCAAUCUCAGUUGUUGCUUGACACAGCUCUCAAAAUUAGUCACAAUUACAUCAACAGAUCUGUAAGAUUUGACAUUAGCACCCCACCACAUAGUCUAUUAUGAAGAAGGGUGUGUGCUCUGAGGGUGUCAUUGGUUGUAUAUGGGCAGGCAUUACUUUUAGGUUACUUCUAGGAAGUUGGCAUGUAGAUGUUUUAGCUAGAACAAGACUGUGUACUAGUUUGGAUGAUGUCUUUUGUAAUUUUCCACCUCUUUGGAAAAAAAACAAAGGAAUCCAUCUCAACAUGAUCUAUCCAUUUUAACUUUUUUCGUCCCCAUUAUGCAUUAUGCACCAUGUGAUAUCUCAUUUCAGCCGUUGAUGAUCUAUUAUAAAAGUUGAAAAGCUAUCUCAACCCUGGAUGUAUAGUUCCAUUUGGUUUAGUUUUCCUGACACUCUACUGCAAGCUUUAAAAGGCUUUGUUGCAGGUUUGGUGGUAGAUGGUGGAUGAGACUUGAUCACAAGAAAAUUGAGAAUGGGUGUUUUUCUUGCUCUACUACUUGUGUUCACCUUGUUGUCUGUAACCCAAUCUAAGAGUAGCACACCAGCACACAACGUUUUCUCUGUCACUGACUACGGCGCAGUUGGUGAUGGAAAAAAUUACGAGACACAACAAAUUCAGGCGGCAAUAGAUGCAUGUCAUGAUGCUGGUGGUGGUACUGUAAGAUUUCCGAGAAGCAGAUAUUUAGUUGGGACACUUUUUCUGAAAUCUGGAGUGGUAUUAAACUUGGGUAACGCUAGGAUUCAUGGUGGGACGAAGAUGGAGGAUUAUCCGGCAGACCCGCGCAGAUGGUAUGUCAUAUUGGCCGAGAACGCUACAAAUGUUGGCAUCACAGGGGGGACGGUUAAUGGUCAAGGAAGAAAGUUCAUUGAAAAAUUUGAUAAGAAGGCGAGUGUGAUGAAGAGUUGGAACACAACAGGUGUGUGUCACGGUGAUAAAUGCAGGCCGAGGCUCGCUGGAUUUUUUGAUUGCAAGAAUGUCAACAUUUCUGCUGUUACACUCAGAAUUCCGGCUAUUUCAAACUUACACAUAGUACGGUGUGAAAACACAUUUCUUGAUGGUGUAACCUUAGCAAGUCAUUUCUAUAUCCCGCACAACCAUGGAAUACAUGUAGUGGAUUCAAAUAACACUCUCAUGAAUGAUCUCUUUAUCGACAACGGAGGCAAUGCCAUCACUGUGAAGACAGUCAAAGGUCCCGUUUUUAACUUAACAGUGACAAAGUCUUGGCUGAGGACUAAAUUAUCAGCUAUCAAAUUUGGAAGCGGUAGUAGGUUCGAUUUCAAAGGUAUCAAGUUUCACAACAUAGACAUUAACGACUGUCAUCGAGGAAUCACAAUGCAAUUACAUGAAGGAGCUCACUCUGAGAAGGGAGUCGUCUUAUCUGGUGGUUCGGGACGAAAUAUCAAGUUCAUGAAUGUCAAUCUUACCUACUAUAGUGCAAACUUGACAGAUAACGCUCAAGUCGACAACGGAUCAGGUGGGUGCGGCCGAGACCAAAACAAACAAGCUUCAGCAGGGAUGAGAUUGGAGCACAUUGAUGGUUUACUGAUUGAGAAUAUGAUUAUGAGAUGGAUAAAUAUCGCCCGUUUGGAAAGUGCGUGGAAGAACGUCAACACUUUCGACUUUCAACCCUCCACAGUGAAUAAUAUUUCUAUCCAUGGCUUUAGUUCUUCCUACUCAGAGUAGCUGCGCAGUCAGUUUGUUGUUUUGUCUAGCAGUAAUUCGUAGUAGCUGUAAUAAGCAUAAAUCUUGGGAUGGACUGUGCUCUCCUAAUACACCCAAGUGCCAAAAACAGUGUAUUAGCAGCUACUCUUGGGUUCCCAGCUUGUGCCAUUAGGCACCAGACUUUAGUCAUCUCAUUCUCUUAUCGAU